UGAUGAUUCAUUCUUAUUUGCUCUGAAACGGGUGCUAGCUUCUACCAAUCUGUAACACAAAUCGAAUUCCUAUUCCUCCAAGGUUUUUCUUGUGAACUGGUGAUUGGAGAAUAUGUCAGGCGCUGAAGAAAACAAAGAGCGAACGGAAGUUGUUAUGGACGAUGGUGGGAAGGGCAUGCCAUCACCACAACAGGAAGAGGAAUCUGUAAAGAGUAAGUAUGGUGGGUUAAUGCCCAAGAAGCAACCAUUGAUUUCUAAGGAUCACGAACGUGCCUAUUUUGACUCUGCUGAUUGGGCUUUGGGAAAGCAAGGUGGCCAGAAGCCUAAAGGACCACUGGAGGCUCUCCGGCCCAAGCUACAGCCAACUCAUCAACAAACAGGCUACCGCAAGUCUCCUUGUGGGCCAUCGGAAGGGGAAGAUGGAAACGCUGCCCAAGAGGAAGAUGCGACUCACAACGGAUGAGAAUCUCAUAUCAAUCCUGGGGAAGUCCACCAACAUUGCCUGUGUUGUUGAUAUUGAAGUUUCGCCUGAAUAAAAGACAUGCCAAGAGGAUGUUUUAGUGCAUGCAGCCACUGAGAGAUCUUCCAGAGCCUAUUCCUGUUGUAGAUAAGUUUGAUAUUUCACAUAUUUUCAGACUAUAAAUUUGGAAACCAAAAUCAUUUAAUCUUCCUACUCUCUGUUUUACCGUGUUGGUAUAGAGUAGACUUAGCUAUAUUUACUUUACAUUUGUUCUUGUGUAUUAGGAGUGAGCAAUUUUCGCAGCUAAACCAAAUAUGCAGUCAGUUGGAACCAUAAUGUUCAUCCAUAUUGUUGGUCUUGUGAAUGUCAUGUACGCUUCAAC
Molecule: messenger RNA, 842 nt
Organism: Salvia hispanica
Lineage: Eukaryota; Viridiplantae; Streptophyta; Magnoliopsida; Lamiales; Lamiaceae
Cellular component (GO): cytoplasm
Molecular function (GO): protein phosphatase inhibitor activity
Source: RefSeq, a predicted model, not a curated record